AUGGAUUUCUUCAACAAUUUCUUAAAUCUUCUACUUCCACCAACAACUCUAAUAGCCUUCUUCUUAUUUCUCCCAAUUUACUUCUUUUUCAAGUCUAUCUCGUUCAUAAUAAGGUCCAUUUUUAGCGAAGAUGUCGCCGGAAAAGUUGUUCUCAUCACCGGAGCAUCGUCAGGGAUCGGCGAGCAUCUGGCAUACGAAUACGCUAGAAGAGGAGCUUAUUUGGCGUUGGUUGCCAGAAGAGAGAACCGACUCCGGGAAGUCGCCGCCGUGGCAGAGUCUUUAGGCUCACCCUGUGCUCUCGUAGUUCCGGCCGAUAUUUCAAAGAUUGAAGACUGUAAACGGUGUAUCCAAACCACCAUCACCCAAUUCCGACGACUGGAUCAUCUGGUAAACAAUGCGGGCGUAUCCAGCAUCAAUCUGUUUGAGGAAUACAACAACCUCCAAAAUGUAGUCCCGGUAAUGGAUGUAAAUUUCUGGGGAAUGGUAUAUUGUAGUUACUAUGGGAUUCCAUACCUGAAACAAAGCAGAGGGAAGAUUAUCGGAAUCGCUUCCGCCGCUGCAUGGCUACCUGCGCCUAGGCUCAGCUUCUACACCUCGAGCAAAGCAGCAGUGAUAAGUUUCUACGAGACACUGAGAGUGGAGGUUGGAAGAGAGAUCGGAAUCACCAUCGUCACGCCGGGGCUGGUGGAAUCAGAGAUGACACAGGGAAAAUUCAUGUCCAAAGAUGGCCGUUUAUACCUCGACCAACAACUCAGGGAUGCUACGGUCAGCAUUAUGCCGAUCAUGCCGAUUGACGACGCAGUAAAGGGGAUCUUAAGGAGUGUGUGCAGGGGAGAUGGGUACGCGACGGAGCCGCGGUGGAUGAGGAUGGCAUUUUACUAUAAGACGCUGUGGCCUGAGUUAGUGGAGUGGUUUAAUUACUUGGUUGCUAUGUCUGGAUCAUCAAAUUCUCCCACUGAUACUUUUGGGAAAAGGCUGCUUCAGCUCAGUGGGUUGAAGAACUUGUUUUAUCCGGAGUCGGUUCGAUCCCCGGAAUUGGACCUCAAAUCCAACUGA
Molecule: messenger RNA, 1056 nt
Organism: Benincasa hispida (wax gourd)
Lineage: Eukaryota; Viridiplantae; Streptophyta; Magnoliopsida; Cucurbitales; Cucurbitaceae
Product: 11-beta-hydroxysteroid dehydrogenase A-like
Cellular component (GO): cytosol
Molecular function (GO): oxidoreductase activity
Source: RefSeq, a predicted model, not a curated record